GACAGCUCAGCUGGCCUCCGCUACUUUCUGACUUCGACCUCGUUGAUAAUGUUCACAUCUUGACUGUUAUCGACAAAACUGCCACAACACCUCAAUAGUCUGCUGUACCUUUAUUUUUGAAGUUGUGCGUCAUGGAGCCUACCGCACCUAAGAGCAAGCUGAAAAAGCUGAGUGAGGACAGUUUGACCAAACAGCCUGAAGAGGUGUUUGAUGUUCUCGAGAAACUUGGUGAAGGCUCCUAUGGCAGUGUGUUUAAAGCCAUUCAUAAGGAGUCGGGUCAGGUGGUUGCCAUAAAGCAGGUUCCUGUUGAGUCUGACCUGCAGGAAAUUAUCAAGGAGAUUUCCAUCAUGCAGCAGUGCGACAGCCCUUAUGUAGUUAAAUACUAUGGCAGCUACUUCAAAAAUACAGACCUAUGGAUCGUCAUGGAGUACUGUGGAGCCGGCUCCGUCUCUGACAUCAUCAGACUGCGCAACAAGACGCUGACAGAAGAUGAGAUCGCCACUAUCCUCAAGUCAACACUAAAGGGUCUCGAAUACCUUCACUUCAUGAGGAAGAUCCAUCGUGACAUCAAGGCGGGAAACAUCCUUCUCAACACAGAGGGACACGCCAAACUGGCAGAUUUUGGAGUUGCAGGACAACUAACGGACACAAUGGCAAAAAGAAACACUGUGAUUGGUACUCCAUUCUGGAUGGCGCCAGAAGUGAUCCAGGAGAUCGGCUACAACUGUGUAGCUGACAUCUGGUCGCUGGGCAUCACGUCCAUAGAGAUGGCAGAGGGCAAGCCUCCGUACGCCGACAUCCAUCCUAUGAGAGCUAUUUUUAUGAUCCCCACCAACCCUCCUCCUACGUUCAGGAAGCCAGAGCUUUGGUCAGAUGAAUUCACAGACUUUGUCAAGAAGUGCUUGGUCAAGAACCCUGAGCAGAGAGCCACCGCCACACAGCUCCUCCAGCAUCCAUUCAUCAGCCAGGCCAAACCCGUCUCAAUCCUGAGAGAUCUGAUAACCGAAGCCAUGGAGAUGAAAGCCAAGAGGCAGCAAGAGCAGCAGAGGGAGCUGGAGGAGGAAGACGACAACUCAGAGGAGGAGACGGAGGUGGACUCCCACACGAUGGUGAAGUCGGGCUCAGACGGAGCCGGGACCAUGCGGGCCACCAGCACGAUGAGUGACGGAGCGCAGACCAUGAUCGAGCACGGCAGCACCAUGCUGGAGUCAGACCUGGGCACUAUGGUCAUCAAUAGUGACGAUGAAGAAGAGGAGGAAGACCAGGGAUCAAUGAGAAGGCAUGCAACCCCCCAGCAGCCCAUACGUCCCUCCUUCAUGGAUUAUUUUGACAAGCAGGACUCCAACAAGGCAGCCCAGCAGCAGGAGAACUACAAUCAUAACCAGUCGCAGGAACAACCCGGCUACCACAUCCAGUCCAAGAAUGUCUUCCCUGACAACUGGAAGGUUCCUCAGGAUGGAGACUUUGACUUUCUGAAGAACCUGGACUUUGAGGAGCUGCAGUUGCGUCUGACUGCUUUAGACCCCAUGAUGGAGCGGGAGAUCGAGGAGCUCCGGCAGCGCUACACCGCCAAGAGGCAGCCCAUUCUGGAUGCAAUGGACGCUAAGAAGAGACGACAACAGAAUUUCUGAGUGUUGCUCUCAUUGCCUCCUUCCCAGAUUUCGGUUCCCAAAGCCAGCACCAAACCUUGUGUCCCAGUGACGGGGAAUAAAGACCACCCUUUUGUUUGUUUAGGAUGACCUCCACUGUCCUGACAAACCUCUAACUGCUCUCUGGUUACGUAGGACCCUUCUGUCCUGGGAGACACCCAGCUAACUCCUGAAACUCACACUUGGCCUUUAUGUAUUUGGAUGAAGGCUGCGCUUUAAGUUUUUCCUCCACAGUUCAAGUUGGCCUUGAGUGCCGUUCAGGACGUUGACCAAAUAGAGAAGUAACCGCGGGCCUGGAGGCACCCGGACGUCCACAGAAACCCUUUCCUCUUUUUCUGUGACUUGCCUGUCACGUCGUGCAACGCAGCCUUGGAAAAUCUGCAUCAUCACACGAGGAUGCCGACCCGUCAGCAGAGAAGCAUAAGCAGUGGAGUCAGUGAAGUGAUCUUUUUCUUUUCCCUCAGACUUUUUACUUUCUAUGUAAAUAUAAUAGCCUACUUUGGAAAUCCCUGCAUCAAAAGCUGUGGAGGUUCAUCCAUGACCAAAGACAAUCAGAAUUAUGUUGAUGAAGUUGAGACUGCCUUAAAAAUGUUUUGAAAACCUGUGUAAUAAAACAACCAAGUCAUCAGAUGGUUAACUCAAUUUCCCUCACUUGGAGACGAAUUGGAAGAGAAAUCUGGAAGCUGCAGAUGUUUGCGGUGUGAUCGGUGGAGAAGAGGUCAUGCUUUCCUUCGUCUGUGGAACACAACAGUUCAAGAUCUGUAUUUAUUUUCAGUUUUCUUGCAAGUAUUAUGUUUGGGCUUUGGCAUAGAGCCUCUCCAGGGAAGGAAGCCACGUAUCUUAGUGCCUCUUAUAACUCACCAAUCCCACAUUAUUCUCUUGACGUUCAUGCAUUUAAACUUUCAGCCUUUACUCAACCAGGGGAUCCACCGUUUCAGAUUUAAUGAGAAGGAACGGCACAAACAUUCAGUCCUGAAAAGAAAUUACUUACUCUAACCUUUUACUGUUUAGAAAUAUUCUGAGGGUCUUAAAACUCUGUUUUCUCUGUUACACACUUACUCCUGACAUGACAUUAUCCCUCACAUAAAUCAUUAGAGGAAAGGAGUCUUCAAUUGUUUUUAUAGCAAAUGUCCAAAUGCAUCAUAAUUAGAUUAACUGCUCAAGUGGUGAGCCGCAUUUAAGAGUCAAUGAAAUUAGGAUUGUUGUAUUUUUUUUCAUUUCAUAAGAGUACAGGUUCCUUUUCAUCCAGUUUCCCUGCAGCCUUUUCAUACGUGGAGCAAUAAUGCACAAGAGCACUCACUAUUUGACGUCUAAUGUGAUUUUUAUCAAUGAAGGAAUGAAGACACACUGCCCCUUGUGGGUGCUAAGACACAAGUUUAUUUCUAGAACAAAAGUUUUUUUGUUUUAAUUUUCUUAUCAAAGUCCAUAUCCAUGCUGGAUUUUCUUUUUUUCUUUCUGUGUAAAGUAGAAAUUGCACUGCAGAAAUGCAGGUUGCUGCAAUUUUAUUUACAAAGUCUGUUAUUGUUCCUCUUCAGGGAGCACUGACAUGUUUAUAAGUAAACUCUAAAAAGUCCUGCACUGAGGACACGUGGUUCUCACAGGACUAAAUUCAAGAAAGCUUGUCAAUAUUAACUAACGAGCUUUUAAAAUAUUUGGCUUCUAUAAUAGUAAUAGGCUCUAAUGUUCUAUCGGUGUGGAAAGUUUUAUUUUUAUAAUGACCCUUUGAAUGAAUUCAUCCUGUCUUAAUAUCCAGUACACGUGCAGCAUGUCUGAGACUUGCUGUUAUCUACGAAUGUGAUUUGACUUUUAUUUUAAUAAAACGGCCUGUUACAUUGUCCUGCGAUCUUAUCUAAUCAGUGGGGCCAAAACGAGCGGCCGCUGAGCCGAGUCCAGGUUCAGCCAGGACUGUGUGGGCUGGUGCGUCGUCACAUUUGGUCGGUUGGUUUCACGUCUGGUUUUUUUUUUUUCUACUCGAACUGUAAAUUUGACAGAAAUCAUGUACACCAUCUCCUUGUUUCCUUCAUGUGUUCAUGGUUAACAGCUUACAUGCAAAUCGUCACCCUUUAUUUAUUAUAUUUGGGUUUUUUGUGACACUGGUUUAAACACGGACGUGGCUGUCUAUACCUUCAUUCCUUGGCCAAAUGGAUGCCUUCAUUUCUCCAUUUAGACCCUGCAUGUUUGCUUUGUAGUGGAAUGCGAUUGUAUGAACUGCACAGAAAAAGAGUACUGUUAAUAUGGAAGAUGAGUCAUUUUAAAUUUACUUAUAAGAGACUUUUGUACAAUGAAAAGCUCAAUUUGAAACAUGCUAUUGCUUAGUAUUGGUUAUAAAAUGUACAGUUAUCCAAAAUCACUUUAUCAAUAUGACUUUUUGUCCUCAUUAACUUCAUUGUUAAAUCUGCUUUACACUGAAGGUGUAGAGCGAAAUGUAAGCAUUUAAGUUUGAACCACUUAAUUUAUUUUGUAUGUAACACUUUACGAAGAUUUGGAAAUGUGUAAGAAAUAAUAAAAAUACUUAUAGUUAACCAGAA
Molecule: messenger RNA, 4177 nt
Organism: Cololabis saira (Pacific saury)
Lineage: Eukaryota; Metazoa; Chordata; Actinopteri; Beloniformes; Belonidae
Gene: stk3
Product: serine/threonine kinase 3 (STE20 homolog, yeast)
Exons: 11
Coding region: 132-1631 (499 amino acids)
Biological process (GO): protein tetramerization; regulation of MAPK cascade; intracellular signal transduction
Cellular component (GO): cytoplasm
Molecular function (GO): protein serine/threonine kinase activity; ATP binding
Source: RefSeq, a predicted model, not a curated record